Molecule: messenger RNA, 481 nt
Organism: Chinchilla lanigera (long-tailed chinchilla)
Lineage: Eukaryota; Metazoa; Chordata; Mammalia; Rodentia; Chinchillidae
Gene: Il9
Product: interleukin 9
Exons: 5
Coding region: 1-435 (144 amino acids)
Source: RefSeq, a predicted model, not a curated record
AUGCUUCUGGCCACAGUCCUCAUCUCUGCCUUGCUGCUCUGCUCUGCGGCCAGCCAGCGGUGCUCCACUUCUGCGGGAAUCAGGGAUAUCAACUACCUCAUCAACAAUCUGCAGAAGGAUCCACUGUCCACGUGCAGCUGCAGGGCCAAUGUGACUAGUUGUUUGUGCCUGCCCAUCCCUUCUGACAACUGCACCACUCCAUGCUUCCAGGAGGGGCUGUCACAGAUGACCAACAUCACACAGAAAACAAAAUUCUCGCUGAUCUUCAAUCGGGUGAAAAAAACAGUUGAAGUCCUAAAGAACAACAAGUGUCUGUUCUUUUCCUGUGAACAGCCAUGCAACCAAACUACAGCAGGGAACAUGGUGACAUUUCUGAGGCACCUGCUGGAACCUUUCCAGAAAGAAAUGAUAAAGGGGAUGAGAACCCGAGUAUGAAGAUGACUUAUUAUUUAUUCUAUUUAUUGAGUUUUAAAAAGCCUUC